AUGGUUUCAUAUGUCUUUGCCGCCGCCUUCGCGGCGGGCUUGGUCAGCGCUGGAAGCCCUCAUGUGCACCAGCGACACGCAGCCCUGCACAAGGCUCCUUCUUACGAUGCUCCCAAGUUUCCCGUGCCGGAGAAGGCUAAUGCGACUUGUGGAUGUACGACUUAUACGACGACAUGGUACGGCGAGGCGACUCUGGGUCCUCCUGCGCCAGUGGAGGUGAAGAAGACGACAACGAUUUUGAACAUUGUGACGACGACCGCGACGAUCUACGCGGCGCAUCCAUCGAGCAGCACCACUAGCGAGGCCCCCAAGCAGCCACCAGUCUACGCUCCCAAGCCCGAGGAGCAGAAGUCCAGCACAUCCGCCGCGCCUGUCGCACCAACCUACGCCGCGAAACCACAGGCUCCAGCUGCAAAACCAGAGGCUCCCCCCUCCUACAACGCCCCCGCCCCCAAGCAGCCACCAGUCUACGCUCCCAAGCCCGAGGAGCAGAAGUCCAGCACAUCCGCCGCGCCUGUCGCACCAACCUACGCCGCGAAACCACAGGCUCCAGCUGCAAAACCAGAGGCUCCCCCCUCCUACAACGCCCCCGCACCCAAGAACAACGGCGGCAAGUCCCCCAUCACCCCAUCCGGCAACAAAUGGGCCAUGACCUACACGCCCUACACCGAUUCCGGCGCCUGCAAAGACACCUCCAGCGUGCACGCCGAUAUCGCCUCCAUCAAAGCCAUGGGCUUCAACACCGUCCGCCUCUACGCAACCGACUGCUCCGGGGUCCAGAACGUCGGCUCCGCCUGCACCUCCGUCGGCAUGAACCUGAUCAUGGGCAUCUACAUCGACGCCGCCGGCCUGCUUCCGGCCUACGCGCAGCUCUCCGAGCUCACGGCGUGGGGCAAGACCAAUGGCUGGGACAAAGUCGAAAUGGUCGUAGCCGGCAACGAAGCCGUCUUCAACGGCUUCUGCUCCGCCGCGGAUCUUGCCAACUUCAUCAACGACGUCAAGACAGCGUUCAAGGCAGCGGGCUACUCCGGCCCCGUCACCACCACCGAACCCCUCAACAUCAUCCAAGAAAACGCCGCGACCUUCUGCCCCGUUGUUGACGUCAUCGCCGCGAACCUGCACCCCUUCUUCAACGGCGGGGUGGCCGCUGCUGAUGCUGGGGAGUUCGUUAAAAGCCAGAUGGAUCUGCUUAGCCAGGCUUGCCAUGGGGAGAAGGAGGCGUACUGUCUGGAGACUGGAUGGCCUUCGGAGGGGAAUGCCAAUGGUGCUGCGAUCCCGGGUGUGAGUGAGCAGAAGCAGGCGGUUGAUAGUAUUGUUUCUGUGAUUGGAGGGAAAUGUGCGAUUUUCUCGUUUGAGAAUGAUGGAUGGAAGCAUCCGGGGGAUCUUAAUGUUGAGCAGCAUUUUGGGUGCUCGAGUAUUUUCAAGGAUUUGUUCUGA
Fulvia fulva is the source of this 1437-nucleotide messenger RNA. RefSeq names its product putative beta-glucosidase btgE. The record is from RefSeq and is a predicted model, not a curated record. Gene Ontology annotation, cellular component: fungal-type cell wall; extracellular region; cell surface. Bases 1 to 1437 code for a protein of 478 amino acids. The transcript has a single exon. Gene Ontology annotation, molecular function: glucan endo-1,3-beta-D-glucosidase activity; 1,3-beta-glucanosyltransferase activity. NCBI's taxonomy places the organism in Eukaryota, Fungi, Ascomycota, Dothideomycetes, Mycosphaerellales, Mycosphaerellaceae. Gene Ontology annotation, biological process: cell wall organization.